AUGGGCUCUAGCGGGCCCAACGUAGUUUUGUCCAUUUUUAGCAUUUACUUUUGCUCUCAUGCGACAUUAGCAAUAAUCCGUCAUUUGAAUAAAUUCAAACCGCAACCAUUCCCCGUACACCAUGUAACACAACAAGAGGCGAUUGAAAAAAAUACUGAAGCGGAAACAGAAGAAGUCGAUUCAUCCGAAACACAGUUGAGCGGCAAAGCUAUCAUAUCUGAUUCUAAUCUAUCAGAUAAUCACACCUUGGUGGUGCAGAUAUCAGCUUUUGAUGUCAUCGAAUCUAGUAACGAUGGCAACAAAUCUCGCCUUUCAAGACCUUUGUCUUCAAAACCGGCUUUCCAAACCAGGAAUACCAGAUAUAACGUCACAAAAGCGGUCAUUCUUCGCUUGGUCAUCUUUAUAAGCGGCUACGUCAUUGUAGAUCUCGAUACAUCAAUUGGAGUUAUUUUAUCUGUUGUAAAAAAGAAACCCGUGGAUUUAGGAGAAAGAUAUGUUUGUGCGGUAGCAGCAAUCUUGGUAUGUUUGAUUUUUGGGACGACAGAUAAAACACUUGAUCGGUGGUUUGGUUUGAAAUGGUUAAAAUGGGUGAAAAAUAAGCUGUUAAGUUCGCGGGAAAAGGUAAUCAAUAAAGAAAACGAAGUACUUAGUAUAUAA
Messenger RNA from Paraglomus brasilianum, 657 nucleotides. The record is from the annotation of a GenBank genome assembly. Lineage: Eukaryota; Fungi; Glomeromycota; Glomeromycetes; Paraglomerales; Paraglomeraceae.